Bombyx mori (domestic silkworm) is the source of this 3011-nucleotide messenger RNA. Its product is annotated as all trans-polyprenyl-diphosphate synthase PDSS2. Gene Ontology annotation, cellular component: mitochondrion; transferase complex. Gene Ontology annotation, biological process: ubiquinone biosynthetic process; isoprenoid biosynthetic process. The record is from RefSeq and is a predicted model, not a curated record. NCBI's taxonomy places the organism in Eukaryota, Metazoa, Arthropoda, Insecta, Lepidoptera, Bombycidae. Gene Ontology annotation, molecular function: prenyltransferase activity. The transcript has 2 exons. Bases 370 to 1575 code for a protein of 401 amino acids.
AUUUCGUACGCUAAAAGUCUACUAACCAUAUUGUGGUUAUUGCACUGUAGUUUUUAAAUGUAAUGCACGGUAAUUUGAUUCUGAAACACGGUUUUGUUUAUAUUUGUAGCUUGUAUAUUUGAUCUGGUAGCACUGGUGUGAACUGUGAAUGUAAAGCGUAAAAAACCGGUAUUCUUAAAUAAAAACCGGUAUUUAUCGGUAUGUAUAAAAACCGGUUUUUCUCCGGUUUUCUUCGAACCGGUUUACAUCCCUAAUCCUGAUACGCGGAAACCGCGAAUGAGUGUUUUUGGGUUUUUUAUCGUCCUCAUAAUUAUUGAAUAAAUUGAAUGUGACUGUGAAAAAAAUAUUCGUAUAACUUAUUAACGAAACAUGUCUUACGCUAUAAUGCGCCAUUUACGUCGUACCGUGAUUUUAACACAACAAAUUCGUUAUGAAACGACCAUGACCAGUGUGACUCAAGAAGACUUUGUAUUUAAACCUCCUUUAACUCACUGGAGCAAACUUAUAAGAGAAGCGGAGAAGAUCGUGGGCUAUCCGACUUCCUUCAUGAAUUUGAGGUGGUUGUUAAGCGACGAAUUUGCUAAUUUGGCCAUGCAUUUGAGAAAAGUGGUUGGCAGCAAUCAUCCAAUAGUCAAAACUGCUAAAAACUUUUUAUACAAUGAACACAACAACCUACAGCCAUGGGGCCUCAUCAUUUUAUUGCUAUCAAAAGCUGUCAGUCCAGAGACUUCAUCACUACAAAAUUCAGCACUCGCCCAAGAUCAAAGGAUACUAGCUGAACUCACAGAAAUGAUUAGAACAGGCCAUUAUGUCCAUCGAGGAUUGUUAAACAUAGCACCUGAUGACCGAGACAGCAGUAUGGCCACAUCUAUGUUCGCAAAUAAAAUAGCCAUUCUCAUUGGUGAUUAUCUACUGGUCACAGCAAACGGUAUGCUUGCUAGGCUUAAAAACCAAGAUUUAUCAUACUUGAUAUCAACAGCAUUGAGAGAUUUGAGCGAAGGAGAGUUCUUUGGUGAACGGGACAAUCAAAACAUACCCAUACCAGGCAAACCGGUGCCCUUUGAAACUGGAGAGUUCGAUAUAUGCAGUGAUACAACACCGUUAAAAGUUAACAAUAUACUAGGUGAACCAAUUCGGGAAUGGACUCUGAGAACUAUGUUCAAUGGGGGUACAUUAUUGGGCAGAGGUUGUCAAGGCGCAUUACUACUUUCAGGAAAAGGUGAAAAAGAACAAGAAAUAGCAUACAAAUUUGGCUGCUAUCUCUGUUUAGCAUGGCAAGCUUCAGCUGAAAUCCAAAAAAUAACAUCCGAUAACAAAGAACAUUACUCAUUAGUCAGUGCACCAGUUUUGUUUGCUUUACAUGAAAACCCUAAAUUAUACCAUGGUCUAGAAAAUGCUAAGAGCGUUUCAGACAUAGAUUUAGACAAAUUGAAAGUGGAAAUAUUGAGAACUAAUGCUAUAGAACAAACUAGAUCACUCUACAGUGAAAAUGCUAAUAAGGCAUUAAACUACAUUGAGAUGUUUGGUGAUUGUGAAUCUGUUGAUACCAUAAAGAAAAUGAUAAGAACUUUGUAGUUUAACAUUUAUAGACAGAUUUUUUACAUCUUAAAACUGUUCAAGGUUGUGUGGAAAGCAUCUAUACCAUGAUUCCACUAUACCCUCAUAAGUAUCUACCUUCCCAGCUCUUCAAAGUAGGUAAGGAGACACUGUCUUGAGCAGCUCCAUGCACGCCCUGCACAGCGGCCCACAAAGACUUAAUAUUAUAAAUCAGUAAGCAAAAUCUGUGAUUCUGUACCAUUAGCAUGGUUAUUUAAGUAAUGAAAAAUACCCAAUUUUUAUUGAUAGCAUUAUGCUUCAAAUUAUAGGUAUAUUUUCUUGUUACCUUAAUAGAAUGUGACAUAAUUUAUUAUGAAUCUGAAGACAAAAGAUUAUGGAAAAUAAUGGAUGCAGGCUACUUUCAAUGAUCCUGUGCAUAUGAAGGAAAUUUUGCAUGAACUUUUGAAGCACUCCUGAAAAACAAGAUAUAAAUUUUAAAAUUCAUUUAAGUACAAUUUUAAGUUAGACACCAUUUAAGCAUUUUUAUAACAUGUUUUAUUAGCUUGGUAUGUAUUGAUGAAACGGAAUUUUUGAAUGUGUUUUACACCCCCUACAGAACGUCGGAUUGAUUUGAACGUUGCAAAUACACUUAUCGAGGAUUGUUAUAAUGCACUAAAAGCUGAUUAUUUUUUACUAUCAAAUUGUCAUCCUUAAAGGCUAACAAAAAUGAAUAAUUGUUAAUAAAAUAAGUAAAGUUAAUUAUCAACAUCUGUCAAUAAAAUAUUUUAAAUAAUUGACAUCGGCAAGCACCCCACUCAUUUUUACGAUAAAAUGUCUUAUUAUAUCAUUUUUUUCUUUAAACUUAUAGUAAAUUAAUUUCUUUAAUUUAAUUCAUCUAAGCUACAAAAGCGUGUAUUUGAUGCUUUAAGCCAGUGGCUCCCAAACUUAUUUUCUGUAGUGCCCACUUUGAGAAUAAAUUUUUUUUAGCGCCCCCUGUUUUUUCUACCUACUUAAAAACCACUAUAGCGAGAGCUCAGUCGGUGUCUAAGAGUCCUCCUAGGUGAAAUUACAAAUCGCCUACCAAGCCUCUACACAAGCCCACAUUUUUUUCUGGGUCUCUUACCGCCCCCCAUUAAGCCUGCAGCGCUCACAAGGGGGCGUUAUCGCCCACUUUGGGAAAGGCUGCUUUAAACCAUUAUUAAAGAUUAUCUAGAAAAGUGCGUAAAUCACAAAUACCUAUUCUAUUAAUCGACAUAAUUACUUUAGUGCUCCACGUACGGUACUGGUGACCUACACAGCAGUCAAAGGGCUAAACAUGAACAUAACGUGGAAUGUGCAAACGUUCUAACCUUGCGCGUAUUAGGAGAUAUAUUAGCUAUUAUUAAAUAAGUAGUUCUAUGUGAUUUUUAAUUAUAAGGAUAUUUCAAAUAUUUGUUACCAUGUUGUCUGUUAUGAAAUAUAAUUUCAUGUUUUGA